UGCGUCACAAUGAUCAGCGGGAUCAGCGGAAGAAGGAAAAAGCGGAUGUUGGCGGAUUAUUUCAAAAAUGUUGUCGCAAAAUUUACUUUCUUUACAACUGCUUCACUGUCCACUUUUAGUUAACGACGUGUUAAGGAUUGGUUAACCGGUCUGGGAAGGUUCUCUAACUGCCACUGAAUUGAAUUAUGGUGAAUUAUGAACGCGAGCUAGGUAUUAGCUGAGUUACCUACAGAUGCUGUUUCCAUGGUGAUGGAACUUUAUGUUUGACGCCUGCGAUGCCACGAUUUGUAGUUAGCUAGUUAUUGUUUGUAAAUACCUACGCCGGGGGGUUUGUUACCAACGUGAUAAGAAAUGUCAUUGGGUUUUCCCGUCAAUAAUGGCGCUCAGGUUCUGCGUUUUGAACCGAAAGAUACAAAACAGGCAACAGCAGGAGCAGCUGAAACACAUGACACCUCACUUAAGCUGGGAUUCAACAGUCUGACACUGGAUGAGCUCAGCGAUGAGCUUGACAGACGCACCAAAGAAACCGAGCGAUUGCAAAAAGAAGUGGAAAAUGCAACCAGAGAAGUUUUGGAGAGGUUUGGCUGCACAUAUGACAACAACCGCUCAUUGGGACAAGAUGAUUCACUAGGAGAUCCCUACAUUCUUUCAUCACACCAGCAGGCAAUGCCUCUGGUCUGUGGUCUCGACAAUUUAAACCAGGAGCUGGCACAAAGCGACGUCCCCUCUCCUGGAGAUGAGAUGUUGGAAAAUGCAGUAGAUGACUAUCUUCAGCAACUUUCUGACUUGAAGCUUAACAAGCCUGAACAGGAAACUUCCAAUCCACAGAAAGCUAUCAUGAACCUUCAGACUAGGCUACAUAAAGUCCAGAAUGAGAAGGACAUGCUGUCUGAGCUGAGGCUCAAGGAUUCGAAAAAACAUGUUGAUCAGAUGGAAAAGAUGUCGUGUAUGUUGGAAGAGCUUCAGAACAUCAAAAGGUUGGGAAGCCAGAGUCUGCAAGAGACAGAAGAUGAAGCGUUGGCACUCAACAGUAAAGUGGAAACACUCCAACAGACUCCAAGAGAGGUGUACCACACACUGUACGAGAAACAAUAUGGACACAUCUGUAGUAAACCUAUGCAUCAAUCUCCAGCUGUUAAGGUGUAUGAGGAUCUCAACGACACAGAUACAGUACAGGAAAAACCGUUUUUGUCACACAAACAGCUUGGUUGUGAAGACUUCAGUGGACUAAAUGAACAAGAAACACUUGCAGAGAAGCAGAUGUCUUUGCACCGGUGUCAGAUCAGUGAACUUGACUGGACUCUCCCCAGCCACAAGGAUAAGAUGUGUUGCCUGGAGCAGCAACUAAUUGAGGUUCAGACUCAUCUGUUUAACACCCAAAGAGAGAAAGAUGGAGCAUUACACCAGACAAAGGAGCUUCAGACCCAGCUUGAACAACUUAAGAGGUGCUAUGAGCUGCAGCAGUGUGAGGUCCAUGAGGAGGUAACAGUCCUUAGAGGACAGCUGGAGGUGGCCAGGGAGCAGCUAAACAAAGCUGAGGAGGAUAAAACCUGCCUGCAGGCCCUGCUGGAGCUGAAGGUUCAAGAGGGGAGGCAAUCCCAGGAACUCCUUCAGGAAAAAAAUGAGGAACUUCGGUUCAGACAGCAAGAAGCCCUGGAGCAUCUUACCAAGUUGGAGGAGACUCAAAGUCAGUGCAAGACCCUGCAGGCUGAACAAGAGGAACUGAAACUGAAGCUGAAUGACAGAGAGAAGACAAUAGAUGUUCUGAGGAUGGAAACAGAGAGCAGCGUCCAGAUAACGGUUCAGCACAGACACACCAUCGACAGUCUUCACCAGGAAAAUAGCCUCCUCAGCAACCAGCUCAACCAACACAAGCUAGAGAUUCAGCAGCUCAGGGCUGAAAUAGACCAGCAUAAGUCAGACCUGGCUGUUGUGAAGCAUGAGAGGCGACAGCUACAGGCCUCUUUGACUGAGAAGAGUCAGCGUGUCCGAGAAGACGCCCUAGAGAAAAGGCAGCUCACUGCACAGCUAGAGCUGCUGCGCAUGCAGUUACUAACCCUUACUAAUGAGCACAAGGAGUUACAACAGGUCCACAGCUGUAAGAAUGAGGAGCAUGAGGGUGUGGUGCUGAAGCUCCAGAGUCAGCUAAGGAACGCCCAUGAUGAGCUAGAUCAGAUGAGGAGCACCCUGAAGACCCUUGUGGGAGCAGAUGGACAUGGUCUCCAUGUAGCCUUGGACAUGCAGAAGGAGAUCACUGCUAAAAGAGAUCAGGUUGACUCUCUGCAAGGCACAAUCCAAUAUCUGAAGGAGAACAUGGACAAGCUGCACCAGGAGAAGCGCUACCAGCACAUGGAGGCCCAGCGUCAACUCCGGGAGCUUACGUUUGUCAAAGAGGAGAAGAGACAGCUUAUCAAUGAGUUGGAGGCCCUUUGCUCCAAUGACAAACAGUUAAGGGGCCGCAUCAGCGAGUUGGAGGCGAUACUUCACAAGAUGUCAGAGAGCUUUGCAAACUGUCAGGAUUUCACACAACUACAAGAGCAAGAGUUUUUCCGUCUGAAACUUCAACACGCACUGGACUUGAAGGAGCUCCAGGGUCAAAACUUGUGCACAGCUAUAAACCCGCCUGAUCUCUACUCCGUGGCCCCAUCAACACACACCAACCCAUCCUCCCCCCAGCAUGCCUGCAACACCCAGAUCAAGUCAAACAGGCAGCAGAAAAGCCCGGCCCGCAAGCUCAGGUCUCUCGUCAGAGAACUGCAAGGAGUGAUUUCGGAGAAUCUCAGCCCACACACCGUUAACAACGGUUCUGCCUCUGGCAGAAGCUUCCACGGAAGGAGGUCUGCACCGGAGAGAGAGCACACAACCACACACAGUUCUGAGAAGGCUGAAGAAGUAAUGUCUGUCUCCAGACUGUGGCCAGAGAUCUGUAGCAGUGAGCCGCAUUCCCACAAGACAGCUGAGACAAGCGCGACAGUGAUCAACAAGUCCUCCAGUGAGAGUCAUGCUAUCUGGAGUCCAGUGAAGUAUAAUUCCUCACAACAGCUUUUCUCACUGGGGCGCAGGUCCCCCGUCCACUCUCUCCUGACCUCUGACCCAGCCAGCUAAGAGGGACACACACAGUCCUGAGGCUAGUUCCUCGUAUCAGAACUCUCUGUAAGUUGUUAAAACAUAACGGUAUACUUCCAGUAUACACACAGUGUGUUUGGCACAGUGUGAUCGAGAGAGUUGUUGAUCAUAAGGGAGACUGUUAACAAAUUGAAUGACCCGAUAAGUCAGUAAACAGUUGCUUAACUCGUGAUGUGAAGAAUCACUUGACAUGAAAGUCACAGUGAGUCAUUCAUGGGUUUUUCUUUGUUACACAUGUCUUUCAGCAGGGCUUAGCAAUAUCAGUUAAGAUAAAACAAAUAAAUAUUGAUUUACACCAAUCUAUGUGAUGUAAUACAGGAAAAAUGAAUUUAAUGACUGCACCUCUUCUGUCUUACAGAAAGCUCUUCACUAACAGAUCACAGUCCAUGACAAAAAAAGUUUAUAUAUAAUUAAAUUAAUAUCAGGUAUAUUUUUAAUGUCUAUUGUUUAAAUAAUGUUUUAAUAAAAUGUGCAGUUUUGUGUGUUUUAA
Messenger RNA from Mugil cephalus (flathead mullet), 3616 nucleotides. Its product is annotated as coiled-coil domain-containing protein 158-like. The record is from RefSeq and is a predicted model, not a curated record. NCBI's taxonomy places the organism in Eukaryota, Metazoa, Chordata, Actinopteri, Mugiliformes, Mugilidae. Bases 352 to 3105 code for a protein of 917 amino acids. The transcript is spliced from 21 exons.